AUGGUGGCAAUUGUUGAGGUCAAGGCAAGAGAAAUCUUGGAUUCUCGUGGUAACCCAACAGUAGAGGUAGACGUAAAGACGGAGCAAGGAUGCUUUCGUGCUGCUGUACCCUCUGGGGCAUCAACAGGAAUAUAUGAGGCAUUAGAGUUAAGAGAUGGAGAUAAAAAAAGAUUCAAUGGAAAGGGUGUAUUAAAGGCAGUAGAGAAUGUGAAUAAGAUAAUAGGUCCAGCAUUAAUAGGAAAAGAUUGUCUUAAUCAGGAAGAAAUAGAUAAUUUAAUGACAAAAGAAUUAGAUGGUACUAAGACUGAAUGGGGAUAUACAAAGAAUAAAUUAGGGGCUAAUGCUAUAUUAGCUGUAUCUAUGGCUGUAUGUAGGGCAGGAGCAGCAGCAGCAGGUGUCCCCUUAUAUAAGUAUAUAUCCUUAUUAAAGGAUGGUAAGACAGGAUCAGCAGCAGCAGCAGCAGCAGCAGCAGCAGGAGGAGGUAAUGAGGAAUAUAUUAUGCCUGUUCCUUGUUUUAAUGUUAUUAAUGGGGGUAAGCAUGCAGGGAAUAAAUUAGCUAUGCAAGAAUUCAUGAUUGCCCCUACAGGGGCAAAUAGUAUAAGAGAAGGUAUACGUAUAGGUGCAGAGGUAUAUGCAUAUCUACAUAAAUGUAUACAAAAAAAGUAUGGAUUAGAUGCAACAAAUGUAGGGGAUGAGGGAGGAUUUGCCCCUAAUAUUAAGGACCCUAAGGAGGCAAUGGAUCUAUUAAUACAGGCUAUUAAGGAGGCAGGACAUGAGGGAAAAGUACGAAUAAUGACGGACAUUGCUGCCUCGGAGUUCUAUAACCAAGACAAGAAGACAUACGAUCUAGACUUUAAGACACCUAACAAUGAUCAAUCCAUGGUCAAGACAGGACAGCAACUCAAGGAGGUAUACAAGCAAUGGUCAACAACAUACCCUCUUGUAUCUAUAGAGGAUCCCUUUGACCAAGAUGACUUUGAGUCUUAUGCAUCAUUAACUAAGGAGAUAGGAGACAGGGUACAGAUAGUAGGGGACGAUCUCCUUGUUACUAAUCCUUUACGUAUAAAUAAGGCAUUAAAGGAGACAGCAUGUAAUGCAUUAUUACUAAAAGUUAAUCAGAUAGGUAGUAUAACAGAGGCUAUAGAUGCAUGCAAGCUAGCACAACAAAAUAAUUGGGGGGUAAUGGUCUCUCAUAGAUCAGGGGAGACAGAGGAUUCCUUUAUUGCUGAUCUAGUUGUAGGGCUAAGGACAGGACAAAUCAAGACAGGGGCCCCCUGUAGGUCAGAAAGAUUAGCUAAAUAUAAUCAAUUAAUUAGGAUAGAGGAACAAUUACAGGGCAAAUGUAAAUAUGCAGGAGAAAACUUCAGAAAUAUUCACUAA
Messenger RNA from Eimeria maxima, 1380 nucleotides. RefSeq names its product enolase 2, putative. Gene Ontology annotation, biological process: glycolytic process. Gene Ontology annotation, cellular component: phosphopyruvate hydratase complex. Gene Ontology annotation, molecular function: phosphopyruvate hydratase activity; magnesium ion binding. The transcript has 4 exons. The record is from RefSeq and is a predicted model, not a curated record. Bases 1 to 1380 code for a protein of 459 amino acids. Lineage: Eukaryota; Apicomplexa; Conoidasida; Eucoccidiorida; Eimeriidae.